AUGGCUGAAAUAGAGCUCCAACCAAGUCGACGCCUCCUGCAGUGCUUAUUAUGCAGGGACUUUUUUAAAUUUCUCUACAUAAACAAACACCGGCCUAUGCAUCGCAGCUCCUGGACACUCCACCUGCAAGAUCUGCGAACCAGGAUGAACUUCAAGAACUUGAGGGAGUACCUGGCUUGGUUGUACUACCAGUACCUGCUCAUCACCGGCAUCUAUGUCCUGGAGCCAUGGGAAAAAUCCAUUUUCAACUCCAUCCUCUUCUCUGCCAUCGCCAUGGUUGUCUACACCUCAUACGUCUUUAUUCCCAUCCACGUGCGCCUUGCGCUGGAGUUUUUCUCUGGGAUCUUUGGCGAGCAGCCCGAGAGCACCGUGGCACUCAUGAACUAAAAGAAGGGAAUAAAAAAAAAACCCAACCUAAAACAAAAUAUGAAGGUAAAGAGACAGCGAACACGUGAAUUAGCAUGAGUCCUUAAAUAAUUUCUUAUAACCCAACUCCUUAGCUCCCGGAGCACCUUGAGCCCUUCUUUUACAACAUGUUCAAUCUAAAUCAGAGCAGUCGGCCACCUCUGCAAAUCACAACUGAAAAUAUGAAGAUCUUAAUGGAAUGAUGUGGAAAUCAGAGCCUUACUAUCUUCUUUACAUCCCAAACCUUCCAGCCUUACCCCAUGGUAUUAGGCACACAGCAGAACAUUGCUUUCACACAUAUCCUGUGAAAUGUCUUAUAUGUUGUUUGUCCUGUUUUGUUUGUUUCUGUUCUUCUUUACCAUAUGUCCUGUGUGAGUGCAUACCACCUGUGUGUUUUGCAUGAUAUGGUCAUAUAUGGGCAGUAGAUUUGCAUGCUCAUCUCACUACAAAAUACUACUACUCUUCUUUCUUUUAUGGGCUUUUAAGCUGCAGCAGUAAAGGAGAUUAAAGCAGUUUUAUUUGGCACCUUCAUAAAAGCUGGAGACCUGUUAGAGGCAGAUUAAAAGGGGAAUUGAAGCCCAAGCUGAGAUACUUGGAUUCUGGCUGUGUUCAAAAUCACUUUUUAAUAAAUAGUGCACCAAUCAUUUUAUAGUGCCUGAAUCCAGUGUGUAAAAUUUAUGCACCAGACAGUAACCUCGAAAGUUUCAAAAACUGCUAUAAAACAAAAUGAUUCCCAAGUGUCUGGGUUCUCGAUCUACAGCUCACUCUCCACAGGGAGAGGUGACUAUGUGGGUGAGAGGUGAUUUUAGACACAGCGAACAACUUCCUUUACAGCCACAGAAGGCAGUAUAAAUCAGGUUCUGUUGGACUUAAUGUGACAGGUAAACUAAACUUGAAAGGUGACAUCAGUGAAGUUUCCCUUUAAUUAUGUCCAUGUUUAUCUAUCUGAUGUUUCUGUGAUGCCAUGCUAUUCCAACAUGCACUCAGUGUUAGUGGUUGAUCUGCGAUUUUGCGUCAGAGCCGCUAUCGCUUUUUUUUUUUUUUUUUUACUUGCCUUUAUGAACUGUAAUGCUGGCUGCCAGGGCACAUUACACAUUUCAUGCUGACAUUAUGUAGCUGAUCUUAAGAGAGAGAACUGAUAGAAAGCCCAACCUAUGCAAUGAGUCUUAAAAUGUUCCCAUUAGGACUCUGAUAAACAAAUUUUCCCACUCAAUAGUAAAAAUAAACAAAACAAAAUAAAAACAGAAUAGAUAUGUGCCGGGCCCUCUCUUUAUCUCUACUUUGUUAACUGUCGGUGUAUCAGGAAGUUGUGCUCAGCUCUGAGCGUGAACAAAUAUUGAUAGAACACACCUUUGUGUUUUAGGCUUGGUUUGGCUAAUUGCAUAACUCUACUUAACAAAGUCUGAACUCAGAGACUAACUGUUUGCUGUCACACACAGAAUACUAAGAUACUACAGGCAAACUGACCCAAAGGAAAAGCAAAGCCCGACUGGCUGACCAAAGUCUUCCUUAUCUAUAGUUGAUCUAUAGAGAAUGAACUGGAAAAUGAGUUUUAGUGUGUCUGGUAGUUGCGAUGAGCAUUGUGCUUAGGAUCAUUUUUGGUUAUUUGUGCUUUGGGUCAGGGGCUCGCUGGUUACAGUUCAAAUAUAAAUUACAUUAAGUUGAUUUUAUGCAUAUGGAGUUAUAUAUUUAUAUACAUUGGUAAAUGCUUGGCUGGUUACAAUGUCAGUUACCAAACCUUUUUGAUUAUUUAUAUCUGUUUUCUCUUGUGGCCAUAAAUUUGUUCUAUGCUUUAUUUCUCUACCUUAAAGUGUUUUUAUAUUGUCGCUUGUUGUAUCAUUUAAUUUCAUUUUGGGUAAACAUGUGCAGAAGUCUCAGAUGUUUCCAGCUCCAAAAGUGAUGAGCUCUUUGAGAAGCUUUUUUUCACUGUUCACAAAAUGAAUGUUUUAUUUAUACAUGACGGUGACACAUCACUGCAAUAAUCAGAAAAAUA
Molecule: messenger RNA, 2398 nt
Organism: Archocentrus centrarchus (flier cichlid)
Lineage: Eukaryota; Metazoa; Chordata; Actinopteri; Cichliformes; Cichlidae
Gene: sptssb
Product: serine palmitoyltransferase, small subunit B
Biological process (GO): endoplasmic reticulum organization; ceramide biosynthetic process
Cellular component (GO): serine palmitoyltransferase complex
Molecular function (GO): serine C-palmitoyltransferase activity
Source: RefSeq, a predicted model, not a curated record